Molecule: messenger RNA, 279 nt
Organism: Staurois parvus
Lineage: Eukaryota; Metazoa; Chordata; Amphibia; Anura; Ranidae
Source: the annotation of a GenBank genome assembly
CUCCGCAUUGGAUGAACACAGCACCCAGCAUGGGUGGAGGGAUGGUGGUGUCUUCAUUGAGAACAGCCUGACAGUGAUGGUGGGAACCCCUCAUAAUGGGCACAGCAGGUGUACAGACCUGGGAACUCAGCGCACGGAUGGUGGGAACCCCUGAUAAUGGGCACAGCAGGUGUACAGACCCGGAAACUCAGUACAGGGAUGGUGGGAACCCCUCAUAAUGGGCACAGCAGGUGUACAGACCUGGGAACUCAGCGCAGGGAUGGUGGGAACCCCUGAUAA